Molecule: messenger RNA, 1129 nt
Organism: Hermetia illucens (black soldier fly)
Lineage: Eukaryota; Metazoa; Arthropoda; Insecta; Diptera; Stratiomyidae
Product: pancreatic triacylglycerol lipase-like
Exons: 2
Coding region: 62-1099 (345 amino acids)
Biological process (GO): lipid metabolic process
Molecular function (GO): lipase activity
Source: RefSeq, a predicted model, not a curated record
UCAGGAGUAUAAAUUGAAUGUAGCGAUUUUUUUCCAUGAAAUUUCCUUGGAAAUUCUGAAGAUGAGAGCGGUAUUAGUUGCAUUGCUACUUGGGCUUACGGCCGUUUUGGCAUACCCUGCCAAUAAUGACCUCGGCGAUUAUAUUGACGAGUGGGUCUUGGUACCUGAUGUCAACUACAACAUGCAUCUCAUCAGUGUUCGAGACGCAGCAUUCCAAGAGGCUUUGACCAAUCGAGCAGACUUUAAGGUUGACUUCAUCUUAUUCACCAAGGAUAAUCCCAAAGUCGGUCAGUAUGUCACCAGUGGUGAUGCUGACUCUUUGAAAAAUUCGAACUUCAACCCAAAAAAUCCAACUCGUUUCCUCACUCACGGCUGGAAUGGAAAUAAGAAUGCACAAGAGAAUGCUUGGAUCCGUGACAAAUAUCUAGCUCGUGGAGAAUACAACAUUUUCGUUGUCGAUUGGGAAGGUGGAGCGAAAGCUGGCUACCUUGCCGCCAGUAAAAAUACGAAAGAUGCCGGUGAACAGCUUGCUAACUUCGUUGACUUUUUGAAUGAGGAAACUGGUAUGAGUUUCAACACUCUCUACCUGAUUGGUCACAGUUUGGGUUCUCACGUUGUCGGUUAUGCCGGAAAGUAUGUUACUCGGGGAAAGGUUAACACCAUCUUUGGAUUGGAUCCUGCUCUCCCAUUGUUCGCCUAUGAUAAACCUGAGCAACGUUUGGCAGUUGGUGAUGCUCUGUAUGUUGAAUCUAUUCAAACCAAUGGAGGAAUGUUAGGUUAUGACAAACCCAUUGGUGAUGCCGCAUUCUUUCCCAAUUGGGGAAGGAAACAACCUGGUUGUACUGAUGUGACUGGUGGAUGUUCACAUACUAGAUCAUGCCAAUAUUUCGCUGAGUCUCUGGAUAAGGUGGAUGAGUUUGUUGCUGAACAAUGUCGAAAUUAUGAUGACAUUCUUGAUGAAAAUUGUCAACCAACCGGAGAAAUCGCAAAGUUGGGAGGUGAACCUUCCAAUCAAGGAAAGGGUGUAGCUGGUGUAUUUUACUUACCAACUAACUCUGCUGCGCCUUACGCAAAGGGAGCUAGUUGGAUUCAUUUGUAGAAAAUUGAGAAAUAAAGACUUUUGCUUGGA